This is a messenger RNA of Sorghum bicolor (sorghum), 1579 nucleotides long. RefSeq lists its product as uncharacterized. Bases 65 to 1282 code for a protein of 405 amino acids. The transcript has 4 exons. The record is from RefSeq and is a predicted model, not a curated record. Gene Ontology annotation, molecular function: ubiquinone binding. NCBI's taxonomy places the organism in Eukaryota, Viridiplantae, Streptophyta, Magnoliopsida, Poales, Poaceae. Gene Ontology annotation, biological process: ubiquinone biosynthetic process; cellular respiration.
AGCAACCAGACGUGUCGCUUGGUCAGUUCAUCCAGAAUGGACUCGUGGGCAGUUGGGCACGGGCAUGAUCCUCGUGCACCGCGCACAGCGUAACCAAUCCGGCGAUAACACCACGCGUACGCUGUGGCCGCGCACAGCCUGGACGGCGAGCCAGCGGCAACGGCGGGAUUCGUCAAAAUCCUUCGUUCGUAGUAGGCACGCACCAACCGAAGCCAGCAGGAGCAGCCCACCACGCCUUCCCCUCGCCUCGCUGCUCGGCGUUCCGUACCGUCCAUCCCCCGGACCCCAAAUCCGGCUUUCCCCCCGCAAACCAAGAGCUCCAGUUCCUCACGCCUCUCCAAUCCCUCCUCACACACCGGCCCUCCCCCUCCAGGCUCCAGGGCCUUCUCCGGCGACGCCAGCGCCGCCCCUAGCCGCGGUCCUUCACCGGCGACGCCAGCGCGGCCCGAAUCUAGGGUUCCCUUCUCCCGCCGCCGCCGCCGCCGGCCGGAUCGCGCCCAGAGGAGCCUCAGCGAUGCUGCCGUGCGCGAGGUCGGUGCUGCGGAGGAGGGGGCUGGCGUCUUCCGUCCUGCGGAGGUGCGGCGGGGAGGGCGAAUGCUCCACCGGCGCGGGGGAGCUGGUCGCCAAUGCCAGGUGUUCGAGCACGCUGGCCGCGAUCGUCGGCGGCGGCGGGCGCGUGCUCGAGCGCGGCGGCCGGUGGGCAUAUCCGCAGACCGGCGUGAUUGGCGCGGGGCGGAUGGCGCGCACGCAGACCAGGUGUUUCCUCGGGUGCGGCGACGGGGAGGAGGGGGGCGUGCUCUCCAAGGUCUAUGAGGAGAGGCGCGUGAUGGGGUACUCGCCGGAGCAGAUGUUUGCCGUUGUCGCGGCAGUGGACCUCUACGAGGACUUUGUGCCGUGGUGCCAGCGUUCCAGGAUUAUUAGGCGGCAUGACGAUGGCUCGUUUGAUGCUGAGCUCGAGAUUGGAUUCAAGUUCCUUGUUGAAAGCUAUGUCUCCCAUGUGGAGAUGGAGAAGCCCAGGUAUAUCAAGACGACAGCAUCUGAAAGUGGACUUUUUGAUCAUUUGAUAAACGUUUGGGAAUUUAAGCCUGGUCCUGUUCCAGGGACAUGUGACCUCUACUUCUUAGUCGAUUUUAAGUUUCAAUCACCACUUUAUCGUCAGGUUGCAUCGAUGUUCUUCAAGGAAGUUGUUUCACGACUAGUGAGCUCACUUAAUGACCGUUGUUUUAGAAUAUAUGGACCUGCUGUUCCAGUGCUUGAAAAUACUUAUGGACAAGGAAGAUGAAGCCGUUAUGAUUCAAUUUUGAAGGAUAUACCCUUCGCAGAUCCCUGGGGAUUCCUUGUAGUCAAGGCAUAAUCCUUCCUUUUAUGAUUGGCGGUAGUGCCAUUUAGGGCAUCGUCAGGCAAGAGGUUGUCUUAAGGAAAUUCAUCAGUUUUGAGUUUACAUUCAUGGCUAUUUCUGAGGUUAUUUUUUCAUCGAAUUAGUAAAUUUGUUCCCCAUGUAUAACAAAGGAAUGGCCAUUUCUCACGAUUAUUUACCCAGCCAUUCAGUCAAUCAGAUUCUGAUGUUCUGUCUGUCGAA